Laetiporus sulphureus 93-53 is the source of this 1839-nucleotide messenger RNA. RefSeq names its product chaperonin-containing T-complex zeta subunit Cct6. Gene Ontology annotation, biological process: protein folding. NCBI's taxonomy places the organism in Eukaryota, Fungi, Basidiomycota, Agaricomycetes, Polyporales, Laetiporaceae. The record is from RefSeq and is a predicted model, not a curated record. The transcript is spliced from 8 exons. The coding region runs from base 42 to 1700 and encodes 552 amino acids. Gene Ontology annotation, molecular function: ATP binding; ATP-dependent protein folding chaperone; ATP hydrolysis activity. Gene Ontology annotation, cellular component: chaperonin-containing T-complex.
GGCGACUACUUACUUUCACCUCGCCUUGUAUCUUCGCCGCAAUGUCGUCGAGUAUCCAGCUCAUUAACCCAAAGGCGGAGAGCGUGCGUCGUGCAGCUGCUCUCCAGGUCAACACGACAGGAGCAAUGGGGCUCGCAAGUGUCGUCAAGGGCAAUCUCGGGCCACGAGGAACGCUCAAGAUGCUGGUCGAUGGUGCGGGGCAGAUCAAGAUGACGAAGGAUGGGAAGGUGCUGUUGUCCGAGAUGCAGAUCCAGAACCCUACCGCAGCCAUGAUUGCGCGGACAGCGGUAGCACAAGAUGACCAGGUCGGUGACGGUACGACAUCGGUCGUAUUGCUUGUUGGAGAGCUACUCAAACAAGCCGACCGCUAUACUUCGGAGGGUGUGCAUCCAACUGUGAUCGCUGAGGGAUUUGAUGUGGCGAAGAAAGAGGCCUUGGCGUUCCUUGAAACAUUCAAGCGAAGUGUAAACAUGGACCGUGCUACUUUGAUCAACGUCGCCUAUACUUCGCUGGCGACGAAGGUCAACCCAUCACUCGCAAAACAGCUUGCCGCUGAGGUUGUCGAUGCCGUCCUAUGCAUUCGUCCACCUCCCCCUUCUCCAGAUUCUACUAACAAGAUCCGCGAACCAAUUGACCUUCACAUGGUCGAGGUCAUGAAGAUGCAACACCGAACGGCUUCAGAAACACAGCUCAUCCGCGGCUUAGUUCUUGAUCAUGGUGCACGGCACCCCGACAUGCCAAAACGCGUCGAGAACGCCUACAUUCUGACUCUGAACGUUAGCUUGGAAUACGAGAAGACUGAGGUCAAUUCCGGAUUCUUCUACUCUUCUUCGGAACAGCGGGAGAAGCUCGUCGAGUCAGAGCGACGGUUCACCGACGCAAAGUGCAAGAAGAUCGUUGAGCUGAAGAACCUCGUCUGUGACCAGGCUGUCGGCGCAAACGAGAAGAAGAAGAACUUUGUCAUCAUCAAUCAAAAGGGCAUCGAUCCGCUCAGUCUCGACAUCCUCGCAAAGAAUGGCAUUCUUGCUCUUCGAAGGGCAAAGCGGCGUAACAUGGAGCGUUUGCAGCUCAUCUGUGGCGGCGUAGCGCAAAACUCUGUGGACGACCUGACGCCCGACAUCCUCGGUUGGGCAGGGCUUGUCUACGAGUAUACGCUCGGAGAAGAAAAAUACACGUUUGUCGAGGACGUCAAGGACCCGAAGAGUGUCACGCUGCUCAUCAAGGGUCCGAACCCGCACACGAUCCAGCGGACGCAGGACGCGCUGCGCGAUGGGCUUCGUGCAGUGAAGAAUGCGCUCGAGGACGACGCACUCGUCCCCGGUGCGGGCGCGUUCGAAGUCGCUUGUGCAGCGCAUUUGAUGGGCCCCGUGAAGAAGAACGCGAAGGGCCGCGUCAAAAUGGGCGUGCAGGCAUUUGCAGAGGCCUUGCUGAUCAUUCCGAAGACGCUCGCCGCGAAUGGAGGGUACGAUGUGCAGGAUGCCAUUGUUGCGUUGCAGGAGGAGCAGGCUGAAGGCAAUGUCGUCGGUCUCGAUCUGGAAACCGGGGAGCCGUUUGACCCCACAGUAGAGGGUAUCUGGGACAACUACCGAGUCAAGAGACAAAUGCUGCACUCCUGCUCCGUGAUCGCGGUCAACUUGCUGUCGACGGACGAGAUCCUUCGUGCAGGGCGCAGUUCGCUCAAGCCGGAGGGACAGCAGUAAAGCAGAACGUGUAUGAUUCAUCUCACUACGUAACCUUGAUCAUAACAUGGGUAUCAUCGUUUAUGUCGCUGUGGCUCAAGUCCGUUCAUCGCUCAGCAUUAUCGGUUUCGAAACGCAAGAAUAACAUACAGACUAUUAA